Messenger RNA from Canis lupus familiaris (dog), 2169 nucleotides. RefSeq names its product transforming growth factor alpha (gene TGFA). NCBI's taxonomy places the organism in Eukaryota, Metazoa, Chordata, Mammalia, Carnivora, Canidae. The coding region runs from base 65 to 547 and encodes 160 amino acids. Gene Ontology annotation, biological process: positive regulation of mitotic nuclear division; epidermal growth factor receptor signaling pathway; positive regulation of cell population proliferation. The record is from RefSeq and is a predicted model, not a curated record. The transcript has 6 exons.
CCGCCACUCGGGCUGGCACCGCAGGUGGGCGGGAGGCCGGGCGCUGCAGCCGCCGCCGCGGAAGAUGGUGCCCUCGGCCGGACGGCUCGCCCUGCUCGCGCUGGGUGUCCUGCUGGCCGCGGGCCAGGCCCUGGAGAACAGCACGUCCGCCCUGAGCGCACGCCCGCCCGUGGCCGCCGCCGUGGUGUCCCACUUCAACGACUGCCCGGACUCCCACAGCCAGUUCUGCUUCCAUGGAACCUGCAGGUUUCUGGUGCAGGAGGACAAGCCCGCGUGCGUCUGCCACUCCGGGUACGUCGGGGCGCGCUGUGAGCACGCCGACCUCCUGGCCGUGGUGGCCGCCAGCCAGAAGAAGCAGGCCAUCACCGCCCUGGUGGUGGUCUCCAUCGUGGCCCUGGCCGUCCUCAUCAUCGCGUGUGUGCUGAUACACUGCUGCCAGGUCCGGAAGCACUGUGAGUGGUGCCAGGCCCUCCUGUGCCGGCACGAGAAGCCCAGCGCCCUGCUGAAGGGAAGGGCCGCCUGCUGCCACUCGGAGACAGCCGUCUGAGGAGCCGGGGCGUCUGGCCGGGUCGCCGUGGCAGCCGAGGGGAGCGGCUUCUCCGGGACCAGCCGACAGACCUCGCCACCCUGCCAGCCCCCCCCCCCCGCCCCCGCGCAGCCUGUCUUCCACGGCCCCCCCGCGACUGUCGGGAGCUCUGAGCUUGGGGUCGUCGGGUGCGACCCAGACGAGACAUCGGGGGCCACGGCGAUAGGACGGGUCCCAGCACAACCGCACGGGUGACCCGGCUGCGCCGUGUGCCUGGGCCGCGGGUGUCCUGCAGGUCACGGAGGCCUCCCUUCCGCGGCCCCGUCCCUCGGCGGCGUGUUCCCGCCAGCCCCGGAGGGUGCCAGCCGGCCCCGAGGGCUUCCCCACACCCGCCUCCGGGAGGAGAAGGCGGGAAGGGGGCUGCUUGUCCCGUGUCCGGACAGGCCACCGCAGCCCGGAGACGACCCCUGGACCGUGGGGUCGGCGCGGGUCUCCCAAGGCGGCGUAAAGAGCCCCAGCCCUUCCAGACGCCCGCGUGCGCGCCGCGGUGGUGCCCGUGGAGUUGCGCGGCCGCUCGGGGCAGCUGAGGCUCCGGGACGGGCCCGGGCGCACAGCGGGUCAGUGCCCCCAGGCAGCCCCGCCGCCGGCCCCACGGCUCACUGGGUCCCCGCAGCCCAGCCAGGAGGCGCCGGGAGAGCCCGGGGACGCGGCCGCACCCGUGAAGGGGGCCGUCCUCCCCCGCGUCGUUGCCCCGUCGACCUGUCGCUUUAUUUUUAAAAGGAAAAAUUUAACUUUUCUAUUUAUUUUCCAGCAUUAGGAGCAGCAUCCCCGCGGUUUGUUUGGGUUUUUUUGUUUUUUGUUUUGGUUUUGGUUUUGCCCUUUCCAUUCAGGAUGCUGGUUUUAGUAACAAAAACUAACAAGUCACCUCCCCACGGGGCGGGUCUCACCCCCCCCCCCAGAAGGUGAAACUGUCCUGGGAGCGUCUUGAUCCGCGGGCCUGCCUGGGGAGCCCACCGGUUCCCUCCAGCCGAGCAGCGGGAUUUUCACUGAAAUCGGUCAUUUUCACUGAAACCGGCAAACAGCGGCGGUGAGGCAACGUGGGAGGCCCCUGUGCGGCGGACUCGACUCCCUAGUGUCUGGCGCAGAAGAUCUCCGUGUAUGGGCGCGCCUGGCUCCCCACGUCCCAAAAGGGACCUUUAAAAUGUCAGGUUGGCUUAAAUCUUCCAUCGGGCGACCGUCCUCCGCGGACUCUCGUCCCCGGUCUGUCCGUUCCGCUGGACCGUCCCCAGGUCCUCCAGCCGAGGCGGGAGCGCCGGAGCCGCCCUAGGGCAGCAAGCGGCCGCCGGCGACCUUGGCGGGGACGGGCGGGGGCUGCGGCCGCUGUGUGGACCCCCCACGGGCCCCCCACGGCCCCCCCACGGACCCCGGCCCUGUCCUCGGCCAAUCGAGUCCGACGGGAGAGCCCCGGACCCGACUCUCCUCAGUCUUUCCCAGAGCAGUUGAGGCCGCGGGGCUCUGCUGACCGCUUGGCGGACCCCGGCUCAGGCUUGGGGCGUCCGGCCCUCGCGGAGACUGGGGAGGGCAGGACGGGAGCCUCUGGCUUCCCCGUGGGCCGUCGCCUUGGGCCAGGCCGUGGGCGGGGG